Molecule: messenger RNA, 5115 nt
Organism: Penicillium atrosanguineum
Lineage: Eukaryota; Fungi; Ascomycota; Eurotiomycetes; Eurotiales; Aspergillaceae
Exons: 1
Coding region: 1-5115 (1704 amino acids)
Cellular component (GO): nucleus; site of double-strand break
Source: RefSeq, a predicted model, not a curated record
AUGCCGUCUCCUGCAACGCCGAAUCGCCCCUCCAAAGCUGGAGGGACUACCAAACCUACGAAGCCGCUCGACAUCGGCCAGCCGCUGGGAGUCCACGAUACGAACACGGUGCGCGCGCGAGUGCGACAAUGGCAGCAAGAAGGCGGCGGAGUUAUUACGAUCAAUGACGGUGUCUACGAUGACGAUGACGAAGAAAAUAAACCGAAAACGACUCCGAAACCCAAACCCAAGGCCGAAAAAGUGAAGGCUGAUAAGGUGGAGAAGCCAAAAGAGAAAGAGAAAGAGAAAGAAAAAGAAAAAGAGAAAGAAAAACAAAAACCUCAACAAACCAGGAAGCGCAGCCAUAGCACUCCGCGCAAACGUGUCAUUAGUGAUGAGCACUGGCGGAGGAAUCGAUCCAAUACCCAAACCUCUACCCGGAAUCUGCCCGUUCCCAAACGAAUCAACGAAUACACGACAAAUGAAGGGACAGGGUCUCCGCGCGCAAAACGAGACAAUGAUAAGGACGAGCUGGAAAGGCCCAGGCGGGGUCCACGUCGAGAUACAGUCGCAUCGAAAUCCCCCAGUCGCGAAGCAAAGCACUCGACCCCGCGCAAGGCAGAUACCGAGUCCGUGGCGGACAGCGACUUGGAGACCGACCUGCCAAGGUCCACAGCAUUGUCAGAUAUCCCAGAAGCGUCAAAGAGGGAAUCACCACCUCCAGAUGAUGUGGAAUGGGCAAAGAGCGAGGCCGACUUUACCGAGUUGUCGCGACGGCGAGCUCGUGGCCAACCCUCCCGUGGGCAUGCGAAGGUACCAAAGGGGGGGAUCUUUGCGCAGAUUGUGGACGAGUCCAGGAAAAUGUUCAAACUACCAGAACCAGAGCCACCGAGGCCUACUCCUGUCCCGCCUGGACAACGUGGAGCCAAGAUCGAGGCAUGGCUGUCAGACACGCCCGAUCCUUUCCUCGAUAAUGAGUCGAAAAAUGACAUGCCGGGUCCUCUAGAUAUCAAAUCAGCACGUGCACGACGAUCAAGGAGACUGGCAGAUGAUGAAAGCACGAUUCUAUCUUCAUCCGAGCUGUCCUUAGAGAGUGAGUCUCGCCCGAAGAGCUCACACAGCCGUCAUUCAAGAGACAAGGAUAGUAUCUCUGAGAAGCGGAAGUCGCUAGAUCGCGACUCCACAUCAGAAGGCAGACUGUCAAGCAUCGGCAAAGCUCCGAGACCGAUGCCACUCAGACUUCGAGAAGAAAAAUUGCGCGACAAGCCAUACGAAGAAAGCACUCUGAGCUUGGAUUCGGACUUACAGACAGUCUCAGAGGGAUCUGAAGUCUCUGCCAAUAAUGCGCCUGUCCCGCUAGGCCGCAAGAAAGCAUUCCCAAGCACCGGAGGUCAUCGCUUGUCGACAAUCGCCUCUGCUGAAACCCUCAGUACUCUUCUUGAAGAGUCAUCCGUCUCUCAGAAAGCCCCUAAAGAAAAGACACUGGAAGAGACCGAAGAGGCAGCCGAGGAGAAGGACAAAUUUGAUCCCGAGUCUCUCCCUGCAGUCUCUUCACAACUGAAACGACGCCUGACUACCCAUAACGAUCUCAUGUCAGUUCUGUCAGUUCCCACCGGCCGAAGCAGAAGCAUCCGAUCUGCUCGAAGUAUCCGCACAAAUAAGAGCCGUCUGGCCAGUGCGACGGUCCCAGACAUCAUGGCCGAACUCUGUGCAGAUGAGACGAAGUAUAUGCGCGAGCUCAAGACACUCGUGGGUGGUGUGAUUCCGGUGCUGUUGACCUGUGUGUUGUCACGCUCCGACGCCGCGAUUGCUGCUGGUCUAUUCCGGCCCUCUAUGGACCCCAAAGACGACAUGAACUUCUCUAAACCCAUUGUCAACAUGGGAGUCGCAAUUGAACGUUUGAAGACUCUGCACAAGCGUAUCCCGCAAGACAACCCGGAUGCACUGCUUACGUGGGCCCAAGGCGCGCAAAGAGUGUACCGUGAAUACCUCAAAGCGUGGAGACUUGGGUUCAAGGAUGUUAUCGUCAACCUUGCACCGCUGGAAGAAGGCGAGGAAGACAAUGGCGACACAAAGAGUCUUGAUGAGGGUAUGGAGCGUGAUGAGAAUGGCGACGUGGUCGAUGCCGACGGCGAGAAGGUGGAUGUCGCUUAUCUGCUGAAGCGACCUUUGGUACGACUCAAAUAUCUCGCCAAAAGCUUCAAGGGAAUCAACAUCCUGCAGCCGUCAACCAAAGCAGAAGAAACCGCAAAUGCCUACCAAGCGCUUGUGGUAGAUGCACGAAAACGUACACGGGAGGAACGAGCGAGGCUCGAGGACGAGUCCGCCGCAAACAUUGACCCGACUCGCGCCAGGGACCCAAUGACAUUGGGAAUACUUCAAAAUAUCUCAGUUGAUCAGACCCGCCAUGUCCGGGCCCGCGACUUUUUCAAUCUGUCUCUGUACCACUCUAGUGGCCAAUUAGUUGACUGUCGGGCGGAAUUGUUAUACCGAGACAACGCAUCAAACGAUGGCCCCGGAGGCGACUUGUUGAUAUGUGAAAUCGACCAUUCGGAUCGCUGGCUCCUUUUCCCGCCUAUGGAUGUGCGCUGCGUCUCAGCCCGCAUUGGCGAGACAAAAGGCGAGAUUGUGAUGAUGCUGCGCAGCACAGCGAAUGAAGAGAAAUAUUGGCAAGAGUUGAUUUCCCUUCGUAUCGAUGAAGUGGAAAUCGGCGCGGAAUGGGUGCAGCUCUUAGGAUCUGAUCCUGUUCCUCCUGCAAUCUUCCGAACUCAAAGCUUCAUCAGUCGAGCUAAACAGCAUAAAGCUCGCAAGUCUUCAGUCAGCGACUCUCCCCCGCGAAACAACUCUAGCGACGUUGAUAUCCCAAUUGGUGAGAAGGCGACAAGCCAGCGGCGCUCUUUGACCCCCAAGGAGCACUACUCUGAGCCCAGUACAGUGAGCUCCGCCACAGAUAACAGGAGUUCCUUAAUAUCUACAGCUACUCGGGAAACCGACUAUACUACGGGAGGUUCUGAACUGUCGAACAAGCAAGCUCGUUCAGGUCUAGAACUUCUUCCAUCAAGGGCAAGCCCUGAAAAGGCAUCUAAUGGCCUGAAGAGGUCCAAAGCGCAGAGGCACUCCCGCUAUGGUGACUAUGGAGAUAGUCCAGCUUCUGACGAUGCAUCUCCACAGACUGUUGUUUCAGACAGGGCGGUUGAGUCCACACCCGCUGCAGAUUCCCCCGCCGCGAACAGGUUCUACGGCAGCGAUGUGAAGAAUGCCAUCAGACCGGCCGACUCAGUCAGAGAAAGAUCUCCUCCUAAGUCUCCCCCAAAGACGCCUCGCACACCCCGCAGAGAAUCUCCAGAGCCUGAGUCCCCCAGAGUAUCAUCUGUGCCAUCCGCAUAUCUCCCUCAGAUACCCAAGAUCCGAAGCACCAGCAGCCAAACCCAUUUAUCGGCUCCAUCCAGUAUUGGAACCGAGGGAGAGGAAGAAGACUACCCUCCUCUGGAGUCUCUGCCUGAGCAAGAACAGCCAGAGACACCCACUCGUUCACGACAUAGGAAAUCCCGGCGGAAGUCAAAGCACGAUGAUGCCCCUCCGCCUCCACCACCUCAUCGCUCGCCAAGCUCGAAACUUUCUCCGGCACCUGUUCUCAGCCCUGCUGGUGUCAAGCUCAAGCGACGUGGUUCUUCUCCUUUGAAGCACGAAUAUGAACCCUCUACGGCUUCAGACUCUUACUCGGACACAGAUUCGGACGCAUCGACCGUGCGCCAUUACAGUUACUCGUCCUCGGAAUACUCGAGGGACGAUGAGUCUGAGUCUGAGUAUUCGUCGGAGUCAGAACAGGAAGAAGACCUUCCUAGGCCGAAGAUUCGUGGGCCUGCCUCCACAGGGACAAGCUCUUUGUCUCCUUCCAACUCUGCCUCUCAGAGUGGCUACAGAACGGUGCCACUGCAACCUGGCAAGUCAACCAAGGUGAUUGCCUUUAUUUUUGCUUGGUCUAGCAAGGGAAAUUGGGAGACCCUGCUUCCUGACGAAUGCAAAAUCACCGUCAGUCCCGGACUGAUUGAAGCGUUCAAGAUGAAUGCCGAUUCCCACUCGACAUCCCCGUCAAGGUCAUCGCGGCCUCUUAUUUCAAUGGAACUCACACCACUUGUCCCUAUCCGCCGGGGAACUGCCAUUGACAUCAGCAUUCGCUCCCCUCCCACCGAGCGAUCCCAGAUCACCUCUAGUAACAACAUUAUGUUCCGAUCCCGCAACCCUGACGACUGCGACGCUCUUUACGCUCUUAUCAACCACGCCCGAAUCAACAACCCCACUUACAUCGCUCUCCAGAACGCCCGCGGUCCCUUCAACGACCACGAACUACCCAACUACGACCCGGAACCCAAGUCCGGCGGAAGCUGGUUCGGCUUCCCCCGCCGCAGAAAGAGCUACCGCGCUUCCAGCUCUCCACGCUCCCUCGCCGAAGGCUCCGAAAGCAGCGUCGGAACCAUGAGCAGCGCCUUCUCCGCACUCAAGCGCUUUGGUGGCGGCAGCAAGAUGUUCAACAUCUCCCGCUCUACCGUUGAAUCUCGCAGCGGCCGCGAAGGCAGCAUGUAUUCCGGCGACGGCGACGCAGACUUGGCCUCACCAUCUGGCGGUAUUGGCCGCAUUGCCGCAGCCAUCAAGGGCGCCGACGGCAUCGGUCUGUCAAACGCUAAGAUCCGCCUCUACCUACGCGAAACUGCUUCUAAAUGGCGCGACAUGGGCGCUGCUCGUCUGACCAUCAUGCCCGCCCCUCCCAAAACCCCAUCAUCUCGCCCUGGGACCGCCGUCAGUGGCCGCAGCGAUGGAAGCGGAACGCACGACGGAGCCAGCUCAUCACCCAGCUCCGGCGCAGCCACACCGCGCACCACGGAGCCCGAGAAACGGAUCACAAUCCGCGGCAAGACCCGCAGCGAAGUCCUUCUAGAUGUUUGUCUUCCCGAGAGCUCGUUCGAGCGCGUCGCGCGCACCGGAAUUGCCGUAUCCGUGUACGAAGAGAUUGAAGGCGGCACAGUCGCCAAACAAGGCGGAGUCUCGCUCAACUCACAGCGAAUCUACAUGCUCCAGAUGAAAAGCGAAGCUGAAACGGCGUAUACAUUCGGCCUUGUUGGGAAACUGCGGUAUUAG